AUGUUGAGCAAACAAUCGCCACUUCAAGCUCAACACCUCAUACAGCCGUCACCAUUUAACCAGCCAAAUAUGGCUGGGCACGAUAGACUGGACGGACUGGAGCAAUUGCUGGCACCUGUAGCUGCUCUUUACUACCUAAUAUGUCUGGUAGGUAUGAGCAGUUUGGUUGGUGGAAUGCGCUUUUGUAUUCCACCGAAUUAG
Molecule: messenger RNA, 201 nt
Organism: Pochonia chlamydosporia 170
Lineage: Eukaryota; Fungi; Ascomycota; Sordariomycetes; Hypocreales; Clavicipitaceae
Exons: 1
Coding region: 1-201 (66 amino acids)
Source: RefSeq, a predicted model, not a curated record